Danaus chrysippus (African queen) is the source of this 753-nucleotide messenger RNA. The record is from the annotation of a GenBank genome assembly. Lineage: Eukaryota; Metazoa; Arthropoda; Insecta; Lepidoptera; Nymphalidae.
AUGGAUGCCAGUGUUAAGAGAUAUAUAAGAAGUGAUUCAGCGAGUUGCGCUCAUAUGGUCGAGGAUGGGUCGUCCAACAACAGAAAGAGCGCUGACCCCCACGAGAAGCUGAAGGCUUUGUUGAAUUCACCCGAAGAAGACACGGACGAUACUCUGCCACCUUGUGAUGCUCCUAAAUUUGGAACUGUCAUUCAUAAUAGAAUUUUCGUAGGAGGUUUUUCAUUGACGACCACCGACGAAGACCUGUGGAAGUUCUUCUCCGGCUUCUCAACAGUCACAGCCGCGAGGGUCAUCUACGACCGGGCUGGUGUCUCCAAGUGCUAUGGCUUCGUCACCUUCGCGAGCCAGAGGGUCGCCAGAUUAAUAGUCAAACAGAGCGGUGGAGUGAUGUUCUCCCCUCUUGGUCGACUUCGAGUAGCCCAGGCAGUUAGAAAGCAGUCAUUAUUUCAGAUGAGUCAGAUUCCUAUGCUGACUUCUGAGGCAGCGCCACUACAAGCGCCGUUGUGUUAUCAACUCAUCUGCCCCCCACUAGCGCCGUUACCGACAUGCGCUCCUUGCGAGAUCCCCCCACCACCAUACGCAGUGUACCCUGUACCUUUCGAUACAGCCCCAGCACUAUACGCGCCCCCCGCCCAAUUCGCGUUGGUCCCAGCUCCGUACAGCGCCACGUGCUGCGAGCCGGCGUGCUGCGCGCCCCUUGACAAACAACCUCGCCUCCCGGCGCCUCCCCUACAUCCAGCCUUCAUCUACUGA